AUGCUGAAAAGAUUAUUUCAUUUGAAAUCAUGCAUUCGUUUUCAUCAUUGUACAGCUAUACCGCUUGAUAAUCGUGCGCUAAUUCAAGUUCAUGGUACUGACACAUCGAAAUUUCUCCAAGGAUUGAUUACGAACGAUAUCGAAUUUUUAAAAACGACAAAUGCUAUUUAUAGCAUGUUGCUCAAUGCUCGUGGAAGAAUUUUGUAUGAUAUGAUUAUUUAUAAUCACCAAAUAAACAAGUCAUCGUAUUUAAUUGAAAUAUCUCAAAACGCGAUUGCAGAUUUUCUUCGUCUCUUACGCACAUACAAACUCCGUCGACAGGUUAACAUAGAAGAUGUGACGUCAAAAUAUCGGAUUUGGUCGUUGUUAUAUUUACAAGACGAAGUUGCAUCGACAACCAAUGAUCUUCGUGAAAACUUCAAUUUCAAAACACGGCAAGGUUUAAUCGUUGGCCAAUCCGAUCCGCGACAUGCAAGUCUUGGCAUACGUCUGAUAACCGAGCGUCAAACGCAAAUUACUAAUCUUGUCGAUUCCUGUACUCCAUCAAGUGAUUCCUCCAUUUAUAAACGAUGGUUAUAUCAACACGGAAUAGCCGAAGGAACGGAAGAUAUUCCGCCGGGCGAAUGUAUUCCUCUCGAGUAUAACAUCGUCUUUCUCAACGGUGUUUCGUUCAGCAAAGGAUGUUAUAUAGGGCAAGAGUUAAUUGCACGUACACACCAUACCGGUGUCAUACGUAAGCGUCUAAUGCCAGUUCAAAUAACAAACUAUGAAGAAUUAUCGAAAAGUUCGGAUAACAAAACGAACGACUUGACCAUUGUCAAUGAAGAAACGAAAAGACGUGCUGGAAAAUUACGCUCGUCCAUUGAGCACGAUGGAAUUGCACUGAUACGUUUGAAUGAGUGGAGAAAUUCGUUACGAAUACAAAAUGCUGAUGUGUCGAUCACACCUUCGAUACCUAAUUGGUGGCCACCGCUUGAUGAAGCGACGAAACUGGAAAUGAAGCUGGAACAAUCUAGUUAA
Messenger RNA from Adineta ricciae, 1020 nucleotides. The record is from the annotation of a GenBank genome assembly. Lineage: Eukaryota; Metazoa; Rotifera; Eurotatoria; Adinetida; Adinetidae.